Messenger RNA from Caenorhabditis briggsae, 2550 nucleotides. The record is from RefSeq and is a predicted model, not a curated record. Lineage: Eukaryota; Metazoa; Nematoda; Chromadorea; Rhabditida; Rhabditidae. Bases 1 to 2550 code for a protein of 849 amino acids. Gene Ontology annotation, molecular function: FMN binding; oxidoreductase activity; UDP-glycosyltransferase activity. The transcript is spliced from 8 exons.
AUGUCUCUUCGCCGUUUUCCCAACGCCUCCAAUGUCUCUUCUGAAAUUCUCGGAGAGCAAUUGUGUUUUCCGAAUGGGUGUCAAGCUCAGAAUCGAUUCUUGAAAGCUGCUCUAACUGAAAUUCUCUCUACCUACUCGCCCGACGAACCUAAAAAACAUGGACUACCAACUGAUUCCAUUCUGAAUAUUUAUGAUAAAUGGGGUCAUGGAAAGUUUGGAAUGAUUUUGACAUCAAACGUGCUCGUGGAUCCGACCAAUCUGGAAGCGGCGGGUAACGCAAUCAUCUACCAAGAAGGUGAAUGCCAUGAACGUCGGGCGUUGUUCACUCACUGGGCCAAGUUAAUGAAACAAGAUGGUGCACUGGCUGUCAUGCAGCUCUCUCAUGCUGGAAGACAGACUCCAUCAUACGUAAAUCCCACUCCAUGGUCAGCAUCUGACAUCCAACUGGUGUCUGGUGUUCGUUACACCACUUACGGAAAGCCAAAGCCUCUGUCCACGGAACAAGUGAAGACCGAAGUGGUGGAUCGAUUUGUUUAUGCUGCAAAAUAUGCCUAUGAAUGUGGUUUCCAUGGAAUCCAGUUGCACGCAGCCCAUGGAUACCUGUUGUCACAAUUCACAUCUCCCACUACCAACAAGAGAACUGACAAGUAUGGAGGGUCACUCGAGAAUCGACAAAGAGUCAUUCUAGAGAUCUAUAAUGCGAUCAGAGCUGAGAUUCCAGCAUCCACUGGUUUCCUUGUUGGAAUAAAAACCAAUUCAGUGGAGUUCCAAGCGGAAGGGACUACCCUUGAACAAGGAAAGGAGAUGUGUCGAGUGUAUGAAGAGAGUGGAUUUGAUUUUGUGGAGCUAUCAGGGGGAACGUAUGAAAAAAUGGCGUUUUGUCAUGAGAGGGAGUCCACAAAGAAGCGAGAAGCCUUCUUUUUAGAGUUUGCGGAAGAGAUCCGUCCAGUUUUCAAUAAAACCGUUGUCUACUUGACUGGCGGAUUCCGAUCAGUCUCCGCGAUGGUAGCUGCGAUUUCGAGCAACGCCACUCAAGGAAUCGGUCUUGGUCGCCCAAUUACUGCGGAGCCGGAUCUGCCAAAGAAGAUUCUGGAGGGUUCGGUACCAUCAGCAGUUCAGGAUCAAUUCGAUCCUAAUCAAUUAACGUUGACGGCUCUUGCAAGUGGCACGCAGAUGGAGCAAAUGGGAAGAACAAGUGUGAAAAGCGUGGGGGGAAACGUCAUGCAUCAGGUAUCGGACUUCAGUUGUGAGGAACUUGUUCAAAAGUACAUUGCCACGACUGUGUUUCAGCCAUUUUACAGAGCUUUGAAAAAUACAGACGGGUUGCUGGAAAAUAAAAACGUAAAGGUCAUCAAUUACUACCCAAACCAUUACGAUGAGUUGGUAAACCAGGCGACACAAACAUUUCCAGCUUUUUGGGAAUCCUAUUUUAUGAACAAUCCAGUUUUUCAAACCUUUCAAAUUCCAAAAACCCUCGCUAAUGAUUACAAAAGAACAGCAGUUCAAUUAAUGAAAGAUCAAAAAAUACAAGAAGAGCUACGCAGUCAUAAGUACGAUGUGAUGAUAGUUGAGGCUUUUGAAUUAAGCGGAUUUUAUGUUGCUCAUCUGAUCGGAAUUCCAAGCAUCCCUGUUAUAUCAGCAGUGCGUUCAGAGCCAACCAGCGAACUAUUCGGACAAAAAUCGGUGUUGGGAUUUGUAGCUCGAGAAGGUUCGAGAAUGGCUCCUGAUGCUGGAUUCUUCGAAAGGCUCAAUGAUGUUUAUAGAGAUUUUUUGUGGAAGAAGUUAUUGAAUAUAUUGGGUGAUCUACAGUAUUCGAAUAUUCAAGGAGCCAUCGAUCGACCAGUUCCGUAUUGGAAGGAUCUAGUGAAACAGUCCCCGAUUUUUAUCACUAACUCAAAUCCCUAUUUGGAUUUCGCAGUUCCUGCAACUCCUGCAAUAGUGAAUGCCGGUGGGAUCACUAUGGACGUCAAUAGAAAACCAGAGAAACUUACCGAAGACUACGAGAUGAUUUUGAAAGCGCGGGAUUUUACAAUUCUGAUUUCUUUUGGCUCAGUGAUCCGCUCAUUUCAAAUGCCGGAUCACUUCAAAUAUGGACUUAUCAAGAUGUUCGAGUCUCUGCCAGAUGUCACUUUUAUCUGGAAAUAUGAGAAUGAAGACUCGAAAUUUCAAAGGGAACUUCCAAAGAAUGUUCAUCUGAAACAGUGGGUUCCACAAACCGCACUUCUCUCUGACAAACGAUUGAAACUAUUCAUCACCCAUGGCGGGUUGGGAAGUACUAUGGAGCUUGCCUAUUCUGGAACACCUGCACUAAUGGUCCCAGUAUUCGCGGAUCAGUAUCAAAACGCUGCAAUGCUUUCAAGACAUGGAGGAGCGGUGGUUUACGACAAGUAUGAUUUACAGGAUGGAGAGAAACUGGCUGGAAUUGUCAAGGAAAUUAUCAUGAAUCCAAAGUAUAAGUGGAAUGCCGAGAGACUUUUGAGAGUUUUGUCUAAUCAGCCAAUCGAUGUGAAGGAGAAUUUAAUGAAACAAGUCGAUUUUGCCAUAGAGUGA